Molecule: messenger RNA, 1505 nt
Organism: Astyanax mexicanus (Mexican tetra)
Lineage: Eukaryota; Metazoa; Chordata; Actinopteri; Characiformes; Acestrorhamphidae
Gene: uqcc1
Product: ubiquinol-cytochrome-c reductase complex assembly factor 1
Exons: 9
Coding region: 180-1022 (280 amino acids)
Biological process (GO): mitochondrial respiratory chain complex III assembly
Cellular component (GO): mitochondrion
Source: RefSeq, a predicted model, not a curated record
UAGUCGGACUCGUUAGUCAGUGGAGCAGAUUCUUUGACAUUGCAGGAGAGGAGGGGAACCGCUUAUAAAAGCUGUAACACGCGCAGCGGAGGGAGCUGCUGAUUACCACCAUCACCACCGCGCCGCCGCCGCCGCUGAAAGAGUGCAGUUAAUAUUACAUUCUGACUUCUGGCGGAAUUAUGUACCGACGCCCUUUACAGUCCGCCCUGCGCAGCGCGUUCAGCAGCCGGACCGCUCUGGGGCAGGUCCCAGAGCAAGGUCCUUGCUUAAGUAAGGCAUCUUGUCGUGUACUGGGAGCAAAAGCUCCUUCUCAGGCACAAAAUCGAGCUCUUCAUGGCACAAGAGAGCUCUGUAAUGUAAAACAGACCCCUCAGGCUUCAGAGGAGGAGGUAGGAGCUUUCACCAAACUCAUUGAGGCCAUGGGCUUCACUGGAGCCCUCAAAUACAACAAAUGGAAAAUUAAGAUAGCAGCUCUGCGUAUGUACACAUGCUGUGUUGAGAGAAUCAACUAUGACGAAUUUUUUGAAAAAUGUACUCUCCCUGACACACUCAACUCCUGGUUUUUGGUGGCACAAAUCCAUGUUUGGAUGUGUUUGGUACGGAUGCGUCAGGAAGGCAGAGAAGGGAAGUACAUGUGUCGGUACAUUGUCCAUUCCAUGUGGGAAGAUGUGGAACAGAGGAGCAAGAUCAUGGGGAUUGAUGCCUUUCACAGAAAAGAGAGUAUGAAAGCAAUGACUGAGACAUUCUACGCUGCUAUUUUUGGAUAUGAUGAGGGAAUCCUGUCUGAUGACUGUGUUCUUGCUGCCGCUCUGUGGAGGAAUCUCUUCAACAGACAGUGUGAAGACCCCAGACAGCUUGAGCUCAUGGUAGAAUAUGUCCGCAAACAGAUGCAGUUCAUUGAUGCUCUGGAUGGUGAGGAUCUGCUCUUGACUGGUGAGGUUAAAUGGCGGCCUCUGGUGGAGGAGAACGCACAGAGCAUUCUGAAAGUGGCCACUCCAACCUACAAUGACGCAGGCCUAUAAAUCCUGACUCAUCAUCCCCACAAUACACCUUAUGCCACCAUCAGCCAGCCAGGACCUGCUAGUGAUCCCUCUCUCUCUCUCUCUCUCUCUCUCUCUCUCUCUCUCUCUUUUUUCCAUAUAUCUUCUGCAACCCAUGUGUGUGAUAGGAGUGUGCGCACACACACACACACACACACUCACACUCACUUAUGUAGACUUGACCUCACCCAAAAUUGGGAGUAUAGAGUCAGUCAGGGUUUUGUGCUCUCUUUUUUUAUAGAUCUACAGUAGAUUUCUGUAUUUAUAAGUGUCUGUCUUUUGGAAGUGCUGCUGUUGUAUUUAUAAGCGUAUUACUCUUAUACUUUCUGCAUCACUGACUGCGCCGUGUCUCUGCACUCUCAGUGGGUCAGGGGAAGUAUGUGUGUGUUUCGUAGGGUAUUUGCUCUGUAUGGAAUAUAGAGGCUCUUUAUUUUAAGAAUUAUGAAUAAAGAUAUUUCUCUGGAA